This is a messenger RNA of Malaya genurostris, 1856 nucleotides long. RefSeq names its product pickpocket protein 28-like. Gene Ontology annotation, biological process: sodium ion transmembrane transport. Gene Ontology annotation, cellular component: membrane. The transcript is spliced from 6 exons. Lineage: Eukaryota; Metazoa; Arthropoda; Insecta; Diptera; Culicidae. Bases 41 to 1717 code for a protein of 558 amino acids. The record is from RefSeq and is a predicted model, not a curated record. Gene Ontology annotation, molecular function: ligand-gated sodium channel activity.
UCGGCGUUGAUAACGGUUGGAAGAACAUUGGAUUACCAAAAUGUAUCAAAGUGAUUCUCGUUCGGUGAGCAACUUCGAGUUGAAGGCAAUCGAUGCCAUCGAUAAUAGAAAGAUUUAUCGCGGACUGAAGGGCCUUUUCUUGGAGUAUUGCUCGAAUAGCACCAUUCACGGGAUAAAAUAUUUUGCAUGCAAACGGCGAACAAUUUACGAAAAGAUUUGGUGGAUCGUUAUGUUUUUCGUAUCGCUGUACGGUUGUGGUAGAUUGAUUCAAAAUGUUUACCGCAAAUGGGAACAGACGCCGGUUAUUGUCAGUUUCAGUGAGAAAAGCACUCCGAUUUGGCAAAUCCCGUUUCCUGCGGUGACCAUUUGUCCAGAGACGAAGGUGAAAUCGCAAUAUUUAAACUUUACAACCUCGUAUCACAUGCUACUGAACGACACCGAACGGGACAGUAUGGAUGAGGAGAGUUUCAAUCGUUUGCGAGCUGUAGCCCAGGUGUGUGACGCUCAUAUCUUCACCAACAUGUCACUGGGUCAGGACUUCGAUCCAGACUGUGUGGAUUGGCUGCGGAAUGGGUCCGUAUCUGCCAGGGAGAUGUUAAUGUUCUGCAAAUGGCGCAACAAUCCGACCUACUGCGAUGACUUCUUCACCGAAACGUUGACUGAAGAAGGCUUUUGCUAUACUUUCAACUCACUCGGGGCUGACGAUUUACUGAGGCAGGAGGCUCUGCAGCAGGAUUAUCCUUAUGUAACGGCAAACAAAUCCUCACCACAGUGGACACUGGAAACGGGCUACCGGGAGGAUGCGAUUAUCGAUACUUACCCGAUGAGAGUUCUGGGGGCGGGCGCCAGAGGAGGACUCAACAUCCUGCUGAUGCUUUACCAGUACGAUUUGGACUAUCUGUGCAGGGGUCCCGUACAGGGCUUCAAAAUCCUUCUGCACACCUCCAGUGAGUAUCCGCAAGUUUCCAAGCAGUACUUUCGCGUGCCUCUCCAUCAAGAGGUGAUCAUCUCGGUAAAACCACAGAUGAUAACCACUUCCGAUGGUUUACGUCAUUACGCGCCGCACCGCCGCCAGUGUUACUUCAACCACGAGCGUAGACUCAAGUACUUCCAAGUGUACACACAACAAAAUUGCAAACUAGAAUGUAUUACAAAUUACACGCUGAAUCUUUGCGGUUGUGUCAAGUUCUCGAUGCCUCGCGAUGCCCAGACCAAGGUUUGCGGAGCCAGCAAGAUCGACUGCUACAACGAAGCCGAGGACGAACUGGCCGGACAAGAGGUCCGGCAUAGCGUCAAUGAAACGUCCGCCCACAGAAGCACGUGCGACUGCUUGCCGGGUUGCACUUCGGUACAGUAUGAUGCGGAGAUUUCACAGGCCGAUUUGGAUUGGAAAAAUUUGUUCCAAGCCUACAAGCACCCACUUGACGAGUAUCCCGGCUUGCAAUUGGCCCGUUUGACUAUCUAUUUUAAGGAAUCGCAGUUCAUAACUUCAAAACGAAGCGAACUUUACGGUGUGACAGAUUUCCUUGCCAACUGCGGUGGCCUACUUGGAUUGUUCAUGGGAGUUAGCUUGAUCAGUCUGGCGGAGAUUGUUUACUUCUGUUCGAUCCGCCCGUUCACUCUGCUGAGGGCCUACCGGGCGAAACAGGCCAAGCUGCAGCAGCUUCCUAUGUUUGUGGCACCGAUUUUCGAGAUCGAGAAACCGAAGGAUUCAUAGACUUAGCGGUCAUCAUCCUAUCAAUGAACUUUAAGAUUUUAUAUUAUGUGUUCAAUUUUAGUAGAUGUUGUGUGUGAAUACCAUAACAUGUAUUUGUACUAGAUUUAACAAUUACUAUGUGAAAAUAUAUUGAUUCAGA